Thunnus maccoyii (southern bluefin tuna) is the source of this 1184-nucleotide messenger RNA. RefSeq names its product solute carrier family 25 member 15b (gene slc25a15b). The coding region runs from base 208 to 1113 and encodes 301 amino acids. Gene Ontology annotation, biological process: mitochondrial L-ornithine transmembrane transport. Gene Ontology annotation, molecular function: L-ornithine transmembrane transporter activity. The transcript has 9 exons. Lineage: Eukaryota; Metazoa; Chordata; Actinopteri; Scombriformes; Scombridae. The record is from RefSeq and is a predicted model, not a curated record.
UUCAGCUGCGACAGGUUAGUAGCAAACUGCACAUAGUGACAAUCAGUGAGGGAAUGUAACUAAGCACAUUUACUGAAGCACUGUGCUUAAAUACAGUUUUCAGAUGUCUGUGAGUUGUUUGCAGUUCCACCAAAAAGACAUUUCUCCUCACAUGGUUUCGAGUAGCCGAGAGAAAGUGAAACCUCUUCUGACAACUUCUUGGACACCAUGGCCCCACACCCAGUGGUCCAGGCCAUCAUUGACCUCUCUGCAGGAGCCGUUGGGGGAGCUGCAUGUGUCUUCAGCGGGCAGCCUCUGGACACAGCAAAGGUCAAGAUGCAGACCUUUCCCAAUAUGUACCGGGGUUUCAUCCACUGCGUCGUGUCCACCUACAAACAAGUGGGUCUGCGCGGUCUCUACCAAGGCACCACGCCAGCACUGAUGGCCAACAUUGCAGAGAACUCUGUGCUCUUCAUGAGCUACGGCUUCUGCCAGCAGGUCGUCCGCUUCACGGCUGGACUGCACAGUGAAGCUGCGCUGAGUGACAUGCAGAAAGCCUGCGCCGGCUCUGUAGCGUCCAUCUUCUCCUCGCUGGUACUCUGCCCCACUGAGCUUGUCAAGUGUCGACUGCAAGCCAUGUAUGAAAUGGAGGCAUCAGGCAAGAUUGCCAAGAGCCAGAACACAGUGUGGUCGGUGGUGAAAUCGAUCAUGAGGAACGAGGGGCCACAGGGCUUCUUCCAGGGUCUGACCACCACCAUAGCCAGAGAGGUCCCUGGUUACUUCUGCUUCUUCGGUGCCUAUGAGCUCUGCCGCACCACCUUCGCAGACUACAUGAAAUGUGACAAAGACGACAUAGGUGUGGCUCCGAUCGUGUUCAGUGGUGGUUUUGGAGGGGCGUGCCUGUGGCUGGUGGUCUAUCCUAUGGACUGUGUCAAGUCUCGGAUCCAGGUCAUGUCUAUGACAGGCAAACAGGCAGGGUUUUUCAAGACCUUCAUGACCAUUGCGCGCACUGAAGGUGUGAGGGCACUUUACUCUGGUCUCACCCCCACCAUGGUCCGCACCUUUCCUGCUAACGGAGCCCUGUUUCUGGGUUACGAGGCCAGCCGGAAGCUCAUGAUGAAGCAGUUUGACUAGGGAUGCACGAUAUUGGAUUUUUUUGCCGAUAUUUCCAACUCAUUGUGGCCGAUUCCCGAUGCCAAUACCGA